AUGAAGCUGUCCAACGCCAUCAUCGCUGCGACGGCUCUGAGCCAGUGCGCCACGUGCGCCGCAGUCCCCAACACAGACGACAUCGCACUACAGGCCAGGUCGCACGAGCAAGACAACAGCUACUUCGAACGCGAUACACAUGGAGACAAGUGGAAGAGAAAAGGCGGCGGCGGUGGCGGUGGCCGCGGAGGAGGAGGAGGUAGUUCCGGAGGAAGCAGUGGUUCAGGCUCCUCUGGCUCAGGCUCCGCUCCUAAAGGAUCAUCGGGCUCUAGUGGCUCUUCAGGUAGCGGCUCGAGGCCCUCUUACGGUGCCGGUGGUGCCGCCUACUCCGGUGGCGCGAAAACGCCCUACACUGCUGGCCGAAAUUCACCAAGUGGUAUCCCAGGAGGACUCCUUGCCGGCUCUGCCAUAGGAUUCCUGGGCGCCUACUGGCUGGUUGGUGCCUACCACUACCCAUAUCACCAUCCCUACGGCUUCUACAAUAGGACGACGGACAAGAACGAGACCAAGCCCGUCGAGUGUCUGUGCCGCGCAGACGAAGAUUGCGGCUGCGACGACAACUCGGAGGAUACCGAGUACAUGAACGGCCUUAUCGGAAACGGCACCUACGAGGGUCUUGACAAGUCUCGGGUUACUGUCGCCAACGCCAACGGAACCGACACCAUCUUCAUCAACGGUACACUGCCAAGCGGUACGACUGCUGACAGCACCAACAGUGGUGGCAGUAACGCUGCCGGCGGAAUGAAGACUCUGUUGAAGUCCGCUGGAUGGUGGCCGCUUGCCGCAACCGCCCUCGCCUUGGCUGUCGUCGCAUAA
Messenger RNA from Neoarthrinium moseri, 816 nucleotides. RefSeq lists its product as uncharacterized. The transcript has 3 exons. Lineage: Eukaryota; Fungi; Ascomycota; Sordariomycetes; Amphisphaeriales; Apiosporaceae. The record is from RefSeq and is a predicted model, not a curated record. The coding region runs from base 1 to 816 and encodes 271 amino acids.